CGGUAUCAGUCAUCAGUCAUCUGCCAACAUUCCAACCCGGUACAACAAGACAUCGCUCUUGCAAGCAAACGUAAAGGAUCCCCCGUGAAGUUACAGCCUCAUUUACAGCAAAAGCAAUGGCUUCCUACAAAGUGCUCGGUAGCUUGAUCGUUGUGCUGCUGGUCGUGCUUGCGCUGAGUGGAUCGGCCGAAGCCGGCUACCGGAAACCACCGUUCAACGGUAGCAUCUUUGGCAAGCGUAGCGGCAGCUCGGGUGACUACGAGGGAAACGCGAAGGUGCUCUCCACCAUGUGCGAAAUCGCGGCCGAAGCGUGCCAAAGCUGGUUUACCCAAGAGCAGAAGUAAGCCGAUUGCUGGAUGUGUGUUUUUCGUGCUUUCUUCGCCUUCCACCGACCGACAGACCGACCGACCGGAACGAUUUGGUGUGCUUCCCAAAACUACACAGUUUAAACUAAACACGCUACACCUUUGCGGUGUUGAACUACCGAACCGCAGCAAGCAGCUGGAUGAUGACGAGGGUUUCGCCAUGUAAGCGUUCUAUUCCGGAAUAAAAUGUUUUGUGCUACCUAUCAGUAAA
This is a messenger RNA of Anopheles stephensi (Asian malaria mosquito), 576 nucleotides long. RefSeq names its product FMRFamide-related neuropeptides (gene SIFa). Bases 117 to 344 code for a protein of 75 amino acids. The transcript is spliced from 2 exons. The record is from RefSeq and is a predicted model, not a curated record. Lineage: Eukaryota; Metazoa; Arthropoda; Insecta; Diptera; Culicidae.